GAGAAGGCAGCAUCACCAUGGAGUCCCCUUCAGCCUCUGCUCACAGAGGGCUUGUCCCCUGGCAGGGGCUCCUGCUGGCCAUCUCACUCUUAACCUUCUGGAGCCCGCCCACCACUGCCCAGCUCGCUAUUGUGCCGACCAAUGCUGCCGAAGGGAAGGAUGUGCUUCUGCGUAUCCGCAACAAGCCUCCGGAUGCUGUGGUCUUUCUGUGGUACAGGGGGGAAGGGGCGAGAUCCCAUCGGAAUAUUGCAUCUAUUGUAGUGGACUUAAGAGUACACGCAUUAGGGCCUGCAUACAGCGGUCGAGAGAAAGUAAACAGUGAUGGAUCCAUGCUGUUAAAGAGGGUCACACGGAAGGACACAGGAUACUACACCAUAGUAGCCCACCUUCGAGAUUCAAAAAAAGAAAUAGGAUUUGGACGGCUCCGUGUAUACCAGCCUGUGAGAGUGCCCACCCUCCUAGCCAGCAACACCACAGUCAUGGAGCAUAAGGAUUCCGUGGUCCUCACCUGCUACACAAAUGCAGUCUCCACCCAGUGGUUCUUCAAUGGCAUGAAUCUGAGGCUGACGGAGCGGAUGAAGCUGUCCUGGAACAACAGAACCCUCACCAUAGACCCUGUCAGGAGGGAGGAUGCUGGGAAUUACCAGUGUGAAGUGUCCAACCCCAUCAGUUCCACUGAAAGUGUGCCGGUUGAGCUGGAUGUAAAAUAUUAGUGACCCUCCUCCUCUCCUAUAUGUUACUAAACUCUGAAUAAUUUUUUGUGCCCUUUAAACAGAUUUGUUGUGAGGGUGGAGAGUCCUUAGAAGACUUACAUUGAGUCAAUAAACACACAAAAAUCAGA
Myotis davidii is the source of this 841-nucleotide messenger RNA. Its product is annotated as carcinoembryonic antigen-related cell adhesion molecule 21. The record is from RefSeq and is a predicted model, not a curated record. The transcript has 3 exons. Gene Ontology annotation, biological process: regulation of immune system process; signal transduction. Gene Ontology annotation, molecular function: protein tyrosine kinase binding. Bases 18 to 713 code for a protein of 231 amino acids. NCBI's taxonomy places the organism in Eukaryota, Metazoa, Chordata, Mammalia, Chiroptera, Vespertilionidae. Gene Ontology annotation, cellular component: plasma membrane; cell surface.